ACUGUUGUUCCGAAAAGCAUCGGAUUGGAUUUGGAUAGAAGUUGCGCCAAUCCGUCGAGCUGCGGAUCCAAGAAUCAGAUUUAGUUUUUGCUUCGAUAGAUUUAAAGGGGACGACGCACCGGCGGGUUCGCAACCCUAGUUUUCGAUCUGAUCUUCCCCCGAUCUUCGCCGCCCAUCUUCCCAACUUCCCCCCAUCUCGCGCACUCCGGCGAACAUGGCAGCGAUCAUGGCGGCGCGCGGGCAGGGCCUGGAGCAAGAUUUUGAUUUCUUCGUGGUGGUCGACUUCGAGGCGACGUGCGUCAAAGACGCGCGGAUCUUUCCCCAGGAAAUCAUCGAGUUCCCCGCCGUGCUCGUCGACGGCGCCACCGGCCGCAUCGAGUCCGCGUUUCGCAGGUACGUUCGUCCAAAACAUCACCCUGUGCUGACCCAGUUUUGCAGGGAACUCACCGGCAUCCGGCAGGAGGACGUCGACGGCGGAGUGGAUCUCGGCGACGCGCUCUGGCUGCACGACGCUUGGUUGAAGGCGGCGACGGCGGGGGCAGGGAACAAGAGACGCGUCCGCUUGGCCGUCGUGACCUGGGGUGACUGGGACUGCCGCACCAUGCUCGAGUUCGAGUGCCGCUUCAAGGGCAUCGAGAAGCCCUCCUACUUCGAUCAGUGGAUCAAUCUGAGAGUCCCUUUCCAGGCGGCGCUCGGCGGCGGAGGGCGGGUCAACCUGCAGGAAGCGGUCCGGGCGGCGGGGCUGGACUGGGAGGGCCGCCUGCACUGCGGGCUGGACGACGCGCGCAACACCGCGCGGCUGCUUGCUGAGCUCAUGCGGCGCGGAGUGAAGAUCACCAUCACCGGCUCGCUGGCGCCGCCGCCGCUGAUGCAGAAGCAGCCUGCUCGCACAAGCCCUUGCGGUGGCUCACCGGGGCUGGCGUCGGCGCCGCCGCCGAUCCAGCAGCAGCCGCCUCGCACAGACCCUUUCGGUGGCUCGUUUGCGCUGGUGCCGGCGCCGAUCCAGCAGCAGCUGCCGCAGCCUUACAUGAUCAGCCCCUGCGGUGGCCACUCUGCGACGUGCUUGUGCUACUGCGGGCUAGCGAGCAGAGGAGGCGUGAUGCAGGGCAAGUGCUUCUCGGGAUGCGCUAACUGGGCGCCGGCCAUGGGAACCGUCUGCCCCUACUUCGCGUGGAGCAACUGAAUGAGUGACCCACGGCAUGAGACUGAGAUUCAGAAUCCAGUGUGGCUCAGUUGUUAGCCAUCAGAAUCAGAUUCUUGUCUAGGUGUAAAUUUGGUCUUUGAAAUAGAACUUGACCAAUGGGGCUAUUCUUGAUGUAAUCGGUGUCUGAACUAGUAUUAUCAAUAGAAAUUUCGUUUUAGUUA
Molecule: messenger RNA, 1365 nt
Organism: Triticum urartu
Lineage: Eukaryota; Viridiplantae; Streptophyta; Magnoliopsida; Poales; Poaceae
Molecular function (GO): nucleic acid binding; 3'-5'-RNA exonuclease activity
Source: RefSeq, a predicted model, not a curated record